CGGCGUCUCAUUGGCCAGCUGGCGUUCUGGCACAGGAAGUGCAUGGGUGUGUUUCCGAGGGGAGGGUUUUAGACUCCAUCAAAUAACUUCCCUGAAGACACCGAAAGCUCUUUUCAAACAGGAUGGAGCUGCGUCCACUUGUUAUGUGCUUUGCUCUCUGUGUGGUUUAUGCCACCAGUAAACCCACAGAGAAGAAGGACCGAGUUCGCCAUGAUGAACCCCUCAGCAACAGAGAGCAUGAUGAUGGAGAGAGUUUUGACUAUGACCAUGAUGCCUUUCUGGGACAAGAAGAGGCAAAAACCUUUGACCAGCUCACGCCCGAGGAGAGCAAGGAGAGGCUCGGCAUGCUUGUUGAACGUAUCGACGAUGAUAAGGACGGCUAUGUGACAGUUGAGGAGAUGAGGAAAUGGAUCAAGCACUCUCAGAAAAGGUGGAUCUAUGAUGAUGUGGAUCGACAGUGGAGGAGUCACGACCUCAAUGGGGAUAAUCUGGUUUCCUGGGAGGAGUACAAAAACGCCACAUAUGGAUACAUUCUUGAUGACACAGACCCUGAUGAUGGCUUCAGCUACAGGCAGAUGAUGGCUCGUGAUGAGAGGAGGUUCAAAAUGGCUGACGAAGACAAUGAUUUGAAAGCCAACAAGGAGGAGUUCACAGCCUUCCUUCACCCAGAGGAGUACGAUCACAUGAAAGACAUUGUAGUGCUGGAAACUAUGGAAGACAUUGACAAGAAUGGAGAUGGUUUAAUAGAUUUAGACGAAUACAUAGGCGACAUGUACAAUCAGGAAGGAGAUGCCUCAGAGCCCGAGUGGGUAAAGACAGAGAGGGAACAGUUUACUGAGUUCCGAGACAAAAACAAAGAUGGGAAGAUGGACAAAGAGGAAACCAGGGACUGGAUCCUGCCCAGUGACUACGACCAUGCCGAGGCUGAGGCUAAGCAUCUAGUCUAUGAGUCAGAUUCAGACAAGGAUGGCCGUCUGACCAAAUCAGAAAUAGUGGACAAGUACGACCUGUUUGUGGGCAGCCAGGCAACCGACUUCGGAGAGGCCCUGACUCGGCACGACGAGUUCUAACAACUUGCCUCCCUGCAAAGACUCUGUACUCUGUACUCUUGUAUACCACCUUACUACUUGGACAGUGGAUGGAGUGCUUCAGACAUGAUGAGCUCCCCUAAUCCAGUGCCAUGGACAAUAAUUUAUUUGAUUUCUUGAACAUGUCCCAUUGUACACAAGAUAACAUUCUCCUUGAUGUGUACUCGCUCGACCAGUGUGCCCUCAUGCUCGUGUGCUUAACAGUGGGACAUAUCACCAGACUUUUUUUUCUGCUUCCACAUACUAAAUCUGCCUCUUUCAGGUGAAGGAUAAACAGUGUUAGAUUAAUUUUGUCUUCAAAAAGAGGGUUUUAUGAAAUGGCCAUGUCUUGUUUCAAAACCGUGGUGGAGAAAGUUUAGGCAGAAUAAUUUAUCAUAGCAUUAUGUUUUUUGGAUGCACUGGACUGCAAAGAGAAACUAAUUUCUCAGCAUUAUAAUUUGCUCUACUCUUCUGUAUUUUCAUGUAACCAGACCCAAACCAAAACUCUAGUUUCUGAUUCACUUUCAAUUUGUGUUCAUGUCUUUAUUCAAACUUAUUAGCUUUUUUUAGCCAGAUGCUUUGAUCAAGGAGCAAAUAGUGAAUUUCAACUACAAUGAAGACCAUGUAGACUAGUGCAAUACAGUGCCAUCAGUGGGACCACACUUUUUACUUCUCUGGUCCAAAUAGCAUCCAAGUUAACGCGGAUUGUGCUAUGUGUAAGUUGAAGGAAUCAAGAUGAACUCAGAGACUGAUGGAUGCAAAAUCAUUGAAGCUGCCUGACUUAUUUUUUCUUCUUAUCUAAUAGUGUGUCUGUGUGUGUGAAUCUGUGUGUGUGUAUAUAUACCCGAUGAGUGCUUUCCCCUUUUUGAAGUGUUAUGUUUUGUGUUUUGUUUCAUUCAAAUGCACUAAAACUAAAUUUUGUGCCAAGCAAAAAUAUUUUCCCUAUUUUGUAAGCAGUUUGAAAAAAAGAGCUUUUUCCCUUCAAUCACUUUUCCAUUCUCAAUUUGUUAGACUUGUUAUUUCACUCCUACCAUUUAUAACCACUUUCGAAAAUUUUUAUGGUAUACUAUUAUGUAUAUGAUAAUGUUUUUUUACAGGCUCACUGCAGCAACCAGUCUUUCACGAGUGACUUUAUUGUACAUAAGUUGUUGGUCUGCAAAUGGAGCACCCUAAAAAUCAGGUCCAGUUUUUUUGUCAUUGGGAGUGUCUCAAUAAAAACAAAUACAAUUGGAA
Notolabrus celidotus (New Zealand spotty) is the source of this 2300-nucleotide messenger RNA. RefSeq names its product calumenin b (gene calub). Gene Ontology annotation, cellular component: endoplasmic reticulum. The record is from RefSeq and is a predicted model, not a curated record. Gene Ontology annotation, molecular function: calcium ion binding. Bases 123 to 1070 code for a protein of 315 amino acids. The transcript has 7 exons. Lineage: Eukaryota; Metazoa; Chordata; Actinopteri; Labriformes; Labridae.